This is a messenger RNA of Arabis nemorensis, 363 nucleotides long. Lineage: Eukaryota; Viridiplantae; Streptophyta; Magnoliopsida; Brassicales; Brassicaceae. The record is from the annotation of a GenBank genome assembly.
AUGGCGAAGAACUCCUUCAAGCUUUCUAAUCCUCUGGAGACGAGAAUGGCUGAAUCUACUCGUAUCAGAGAGAAAUACCCAGACAGAGUUCCCGUGAUUGUGGAAAAAGCUGGACAGAGUGAUGUUCCUGACAUUGACAAGAAGAAGUAUCUUGUACCAGCUGAUUUAACGGUUGGCCAAUUUGUAUACGUUGUGCGGAAAAGAAUCAAGCUUGGAGCCGAAAAAGCCAUCUUUGUCUUUGUCAAGAACACAUUACCCCCAACUGCCGCGUUGAUGUCUGCAAUCUAUGAAGAACAUAAAGACGAAGAUGGGUUUCUUUACAUGACAUACAGUGGAGAAAACACGUUUGGAUCUAUUUGUUGA